AUGUAUUUUUUAAAUGGGCUCAUUAGGGCCGGCCUGUUCUCGAUCUCCUUAGUCGAGGCAUCUUCCAACGGACCUUAUCUCAAUACCAACAACUACGAGCAGCUAAGAGCAGCGGCAGAGAUGGCGAUGAAGAAUCUCAUGUCUUACUACACCCCCAACUCGCAAGGUAUUUUCAAUGAGGCACAAAUGCCUUGGCACGAAUCGGGCAUGGUCUGGGAUUUGAAUUUUGAUUAUGCCAAAUGGACCGGAGAUACCCAGUUUUUGAGCAUGGUUACCGAAGCUCUUUUCCAUCAGUCCCGCGAUGAUGCACAUGAUUUCCUUGGGCCUGGUGAACAGACGGAUGGAGCGUGGAAUGAUGACAUACUAUGGCCAAGUCAAGUAUCGGCGGCAGCUGCAGAAUUCUACGGAGCUGCGGCCACGAUACCAGGAGGAAAAGCCACGUGGAUAGAGCUUGCCGAGAAGACUUAUCGCGAAGCCGGUUCUCAAAUGGACAACAAGUGUGGUGGUGGGAUCUACUGGUACCGAGACCGAAAAUCCCCCAAAGGCAAAUUCAAGUCCUUGAUCACUCAGCUGGAAUUCAUUUCUCAAGGCGCACGAAAUUAUCUGAUCAACAAGGAUUCCAGAACAUUGAAUCAGGCGAAGGUCAUUCUUAAUUGGGUUUUAUCAUCUGGCCUUGGAAACCAGCGGACCGGCGUAUUGUUUGACGGUGUUGGAGUCGACAAUUGCUCGAAGUUGAAGGACCAACAAUGGAGUUACAACUACGGCCAGCUUCUAGGCGCUCUCUCUAGGAUGUAUAAGGCCACCGGAGAGCAAGAAUAUCUCGACUUGGCAACCCCCUUCUUCGAUUAUUCCCGCCGAACUUUUGCUGCCUACAACACUUCUGGUAUCAUCACCGAGCCGUGCGAGCCAACAAGAACUUGCAACCGUGACCAACAGGGCUUUAAGUCUAUCUACGUACGAGGUAUUGCUCAGUUAUAUCUCGCAACCAAUAAUCAGAAAGUGAAAGGCGAGAUUCGAGGGAUGAUCGAUACUUCGGUUAAGGCCAUGGUAGCCCGCUCUUGUGAUAGGUAUUAUAACUGCGGUGGGAACUGGACUCUCGACACGCAGCCUGUGAAAUAUGUCCGCUCUCAACAUGUGAGCACCGCUUUGCUGGUAGCAGCUGUGGGUAUUCACGGAGGUAACAGGCCCAAAAAGGCAGGAUGGAUUCUUCCUUAUUCAGCCACCAAGCCCCUUAAAGGAUCUUAUUAA
Puccinia triticina is the source of this 1248-nucleotide messenger RNA. RefSeq lists its product as uncharacterized. Lineage: Eukaryota; Fungi; Basidiomycota; Pucciniomycetes; Pucciniales; Pucciniaceae. The transcript is spliced from 5 exons. The record is from RefSeq and is a predicted model, not a curated record. Gene Ontology annotation, biological process: fungal-type cell wall biogenesis; carbohydrate catabolic process. Gene Ontology annotation, molecular function: mannan endo-1,6-alpha-mannosidase activity. The coding region runs from base 1 to 1248 and encodes 415 amino acids.